AUGACCAUUCAUCAUCAACAGCAACAACAGAUGAGAGGAGGAAUGGCUUUGGAGAAGUCCAGAGUCAUGCUCUAUGUUAAGAUACCAGAGUUGAGUUCAACCAAAAAGAUACUGUUCGAUCAGGUCGAGUCUAUCAUUGAUGCCAUCAAUCUCAUCAAUGAGAAACUGCCACCCAACAGUCUGGAAAGGCCACACGAGUUCAACAUCUACAUUCCAUCCAAAGGUAGAUGGUGUGUUACCGACACUCCAUUCACCAAGUAUCAAUUCAAAGACAAUCAAGAGAUUGAGUAUAAAAGAGACACCAGAAGUGGCGUCUCUCAUCUUCUAAGUUCAGUUGGACAAAGGUUUAAACAAAGUAGAACCGUCCAAAUAUACAUGCCAGAGAUCAUACCUUUGGGCAUGAGUCAUAGCCAUAGCAAUAGCCAUAUCAUCAUCGCGGCUAUACAAGAUGCCGCGAUUACCGAAUCACUGCCGACCGCAAAUAAUAGCGUGUCCGCAGGCCAAACCAUAUCACCUUCCACUCCGACCACACCAUCGCCACUGCGCAACUCGUCGGACAACAACACAUUUGCCUACCCCUACCCACCCUCGUCAGGCACACCCAGCUCUCUGCCGCGCUCGUCCAAUGCCAUUAACAUAUCGAUGGGUGCUCGCUCGGGCUCGGCCCACAAGGAUGUUCCACGUCUCAACUUGACGCCACUGUCUGGCUCGUACGGCGGCAGCAGCCAGGCUACAAUGUCGUCGUCGCCAGGACGCUCUGGUCAUCUUGGCACAUUCGAUCCAAAGAAGUUUUUCAACUUGUUUGGCAUCAGUGCUCCACGCUCAACAUCGUCUUCGUCUCCGCGCAAGACAUCGCCAACGUCCACUCACACAUCGACCACGCCUCGCAACAUUGGCACGGUAUGUCGAAGCACCGCCGACAGGAUCAGCGUGGACAGCAUCGACUUUGACGAUCAAACCACCGUCAAGGAUGUCCUUCACAAGAUCUACCAGCGAUGGUAUGGCCACUUGGAUCGCGAGUUGUUGGACGACUAUAAUCUGCUUCUCUGUGGCCCCGGCGGGGACGUCUGGCUGUCCGAGCGCUCUCGCACCCUCGCCGACUACUCAGUGCACCACAUGUCCGAACUGCGCUUCGCCCGCCAGCACCAGCGCCUCAAGGUCACGUUCUUGAACCGCGAGGUGUUGCUGGCGUUCAGUCCCACCGACACCAUCGCACAGAUCACACAGCAGUUCAAAGCCAACUACCUGCCCAACUUGAUACGCACACACCGUCCGAGUGCGUCGUCGGGCACGCUCAGCAAGCUGUUGCGCCAAUAUCAGCAGCCCGCCACACUUGAGCAGCUGGUCAACGAGCAGGCCACACUCAGUGCCAUGUUUGCCCAGUCGCAUCCCCAUCUGACGCGCCAGCAACGCUCGUUCUCAGACUCGCCCACACAGGCACCGCUCUCAUUCUCGCGACACAGCAACCCGCUCAACUCGACCGAGCACGCCAUCGACACUAUCAAGCGCAAGAACACGCUGGUCUCGACGGCCAACCCGUUGGAAUCGCUGACCGUCGCGCCCGACAGCCUGGCGUCGGAGCUGGCCGAGUUCCGCGAUUUCCGUCUGCACCUAUGUAUAAAGCACCCCAACCCCAACAUCCAGUCGCGAUACGAUCUGCUGCUAGAGGACGAUCGCACACUCGAAUCCUUCCACUUUUGGAACAACGUCAAGUUGCACUUCAAGCAGCACAACGCCAGCAGCAUGCACACCAACCCACUGCGCUACGUUGCGCCCCACCAACCAUGCCAACAGCCCUUCUACCUCACAGUCGAGUCUCCAGGUGACCAACUUAGCGCCUCCUACAUGAUGGAGGUUGAGGCCACAAGUCGAGUAUCCGACGUCCUCUCCAGUUACUCCAAGCUUCUAAUAUCCAACCCAAACAUCAAGUUAAAUGACUGUUUGGACGAGUAUGGCUUGUAUAUCGACACGACUGAGGAGGGCAAGGAGGGCAUUGAGUAUGGACAGUCAGUGCUGUUGGACUCGAAUAGGACAUUGGCGAGCUACCCCAUCGAGCAGUUGGAUAAGUUGUUGUUCAAGAGGACGAACAACUGUCUUGGUAUCGACCCUUCCACAAUAAUGGAUUACAAACUGGACGCCAGUUGCAGCCUCAAAGUGCCAUCAGAACUGGUGCAGCUCAAACAGAAACUUAGACACCUCAAUGGUUUCAAAGAGGAGGGUGUCUUCAAGAUGGCAGCGUCCGAAGCAUCCAUGCAGGCAGUGUCCAACGCGCUGUCUUGCAAUGAGUUGUUGUCCACUAUUAUUGAUGUGCACCCUUCAUCAUCGUCGUCAUCAUCUAGUAUCAAGGGAUUUGGACAAGGUGAGGACAUCGAUGUACAUGCCGUGGCCAACUACAUCAAGCGAUGGUACCUUCGUCUGCCCACACGAGUGCUGGCUGGCGUCGACGAGGAGCAACUUCGCGAGGCCGCCACCAAUGAGGAUGCGGCCGUGCAGAUGAUGAAGUCUCUACAAGAGCCCUACUCCACACUCCUCCAAUGGCUGUCCAACCUUCUGUCCGAGGUGUCGUAUUGCGCCGCAACCAACAGGAUGAAUGCCAAGAGUCUGGCAGUGGCGAUGUCACACAUCCUUCUCCCCUCCUCAAAUUCGACCAGCUACCAUCAAGAUGGAGCCAACGAAUCUUCUUCAUCACUUGCAGGUGGCAUGGCAAAUGAUUCAGACGUCCAUGGACACGGACAUGGACAUGGACAUCAUCAACAACAGAUACAACAACAGUAUGCCAAUGUGAUACUCCAACAUCUCAUCACACAUUCACUCAAAGAGCAAGGAUACAUAGCACAUUCAGGAUCAUCCUUCUCCAUCUCCUUCAUGACCAGUAGUCACAGUUCAGUAUCACCCACGACCUCAUCACUCAUUUCUGGAUCGCCAUCAAUCAAUGAUCUUAUUGAUUGA
Acytostelium subglobosum LB1 is the source of this 2949-nucleotide messenger RNA. RefSeq lists its product as hypothetical. The record is from RefSeq and is a predicted model, not a curated record. Gene Ontology annotation, molecular function: GTPase activator activity. The transcript has 3 exons. NCBI's taxonomy places the organism in Eukaryota, Evosea, Eumycetozoa, Acytosteliales, Acytosteliaceae. The coding region runs from base 1 to 2949 and encodes 982 amino acids. Gene Ontology annotation, biological process: signal transduction.